Messenger RNA from Brassica oleracea var. oleracea, 798 nucleotides. RefSeq lists its product as uncharacterized. The transcript is spliced from 3 exons. The record is from RefSeq and is a predicted model, not a curated record. The coding region runs from base 1 to 798 and encodes 265 amino acids. NCBI's taxonomy places the organism in Eukaryota, Viridiplantae, Streptophyta, Magnoliopsida, Brassicales, Brassicaceae.
AUGGUAUCCCCCUCCAGCGUAACGCCCUCGUGGAGGGUGAGUCGUAGUCAAUGCGCCAGUGAUAGAGAAGCAAAUCCCAAGAAAAUUCCCCGACUAGGCAAAACUGCGUCUCGUUAUGCAGUAUCUAGCACGGAGUCCGAACUAGAGGAACCUGCAUCCACCGACCAAGAAGAAGCUGCAUCCACUGAACAAGACGAAGCUGCAUCCACCGAGCCGGAAUUUAUUGUCACCACGCCGACUUUCCCGGAAAGACUGUUCGCACGUAAUUGCUAUCCUGGCAAACCUCGACUGAACAUCUAUUCAAAGGCGAGUAUCAUUGGAUCGUUAGUGAAGUUGCUAAGAGGCUCCCCUGAAAUGAAUUGUCUGCUAGGAAGUCAGUUUGGAGCUCUGUUCCACUUACCUGUAUCGCGCUGCUCAAACUCUGCGAAACUUGUACAUUCUCUCCUCAGCCGUCAGCUGGUUACGAUGCGCCUAUAUGAGCUCUGGUUCUUGUUUGCAGACAAGCCACUACGCUUUUCUCUGCGUGAGUUCGGAGACAUCACGGGGCUGAAAUGCGAGCCUGAAAGGGAAAAAGUUGGAAACGGGUCAGAAUCUAUCGAUGCCACACCUGGACGUAUGUGGAAAGAGUUGUUUGAAACUGAAGAUGAAGACGUGACUGUACCAGAUGUUCUUCGUAUGCUUGAACAGCCUAGUCUUCCUGAGUGGAAGCGGUUGCCACUAGCUCUCAUUGCGCUUGUAGAUGGGCUCCUGGUUUGUGGUCACAAACUUCUUCGUGUGACGCCUGCUUACAUAACUUAG